UAUGUUUCCUUUUGUAAACAAUCUAUUUCGAAGUGAUUUCCCUAUGUUCUUAUUUGAUGAUCACUUCAUUCCAGGACCAGGAAUAAGAGUAGGAGUUCCUAGACCACCAUAUACCAAUAGACAAUAUAGAGAUUAAGCUCCUAAAGUAAUUUCAAUUAGAUAAUUUAGAAGCCACCAAGUUUGAAGUUGAUGUAGAGUGUUAGAAAACCACUGAAAGAUUAUACAGAAAACCAAGGAUAGUAUUGGGCUAUCUUAGGAGAUGAAGCAUAUGAAAAAGGGGAUUUCUUUCAAGCUAUAACUCAUUAUACUAAAGCAAUUGAAAUUUCAGAGGGAACUGAAAGCUCAUUCUUUCGUAGUAGAGGAUUAUCCUUCAAAAUGACUGGAAAUUUAGAUCCUGUAAAAUAUUUUUAAUCACAAUAUUUAAGGCUUAUCGAGAUGCAAUCCAUGCUAUAGAAUUGGAUGAUAAGAAUAUAAAGGCUCAUUUGCUUUGUGGAUAAGUAUUGGCAGAAAGAGGAAAGAAAGCUGAUACUACUUAAGAAAUUGAGACAGCAAUAAUUAGAUUGACUAAGGCGAGAACUUUGUGUGCUGGAUAAAAGAAAGAGUAUUAUGAAGAUGAAUUGAGUAAGUACAUUUAUAGAGCCAAAAAAUUAUUAUGGUACAAAAAUUAAGAAAUACAUAAUAAGAAUAAAAGAUUAGCUAUUGAGAAUUAUAAAACUUAUUUAAAUUAAAGAUAAGAUCUAACUCCUGAAUAGAAGUAAAAAGAGUUGGAGGGAUUCAUUAAUUCUAUAGGGAAUCCAGAUUAAAAAUAAGAAUAUGAUAUCCCCAGUUAUUUAAUAUGUAAGAUAACUUUGGUAAUUUAAUUAUAAUACCAUUUUAUAGGAAUUGAUGGAAAAUCCAGUUGUUAAUGAUGCUGGUCAAACUUAUGAACGUGAUAUGCUUAUAGAGGCUUUGAAUAAGAAUGGACCUAGUGAUCCUACAACAAGAUAACCAAUUAGCAAAAGAUUUUACCCAAAUCUUAAUGUUAAGUAAGCUACUUAAGAUUUUCUAUUGAAUAAUCCAUGGGCAUUUGAAUUUUCAAAAGGAGAGGAGUAUUAAAAUAUUGAGUUUUGA
Messenger RNA from Paramecium pentaurelia, 1110 nucleotides. NCBI's taxonomy places the organism in Eukaryota, Ciliophora, Oligohymenophorea, Peniculida, Parameciidae. The record is from the annotation of a GenBank genome assembly.